Boleophthalmus pectinirostris (great blue-spotted mudskipper) is the source of this 2542-nucleotide messenger RNA. RefSeq names its product WW domain containing oxidoreductase (gene wwox). Lineage: Eukaryota; Metazoa; Chordata; Actinopteri; Gobiiformes; Gobiidae. The transcript is spliced from 9 exons. The record is from RefSeq and is a predicted model, not a curated record. Gene Ontology annotation, biological process: hippo signaling; positive regulation of transcription by RNA polymerase II. Gene Ontology annotation, molecular function: transcription coactivator activity; protein binding. Bases 126 to 1364 code for a protein of 412 amino acids. Gene Ontology annotation, cellular component: nucleus; cytoplasm.
ACCGUGUUGUUGCGGAAGUUCUCAGGGAACCCACCGCACUCUUCAGACCGUUCGUGUGAACCGUGAUUUCACUACUUUUUACUCCAUCUCCGUGUGUAUUUUCUUACUUAACGAACUUAACGUAUAUGUCAGCUUUGAAGUACGCGGGUAUGGACGACACGGACAGCGAAGACGAGUUACCCCCGGGAUGGGAGGAGAGGUCCACUAAGGAUGGAUGGGUUUAUUAUGCCAAUCAUGAUGAUAUGAAGACCCAAUGGGAGCAUCCCAAGACUGGAAAGAAAAAGCGUUGUGCUGGAGAUUUACCGUAUGGUUGGGAGCAAGAAACUGACGAAAAGGGACAGAUUGUUUAUGUGGAUCAUAUCAACAAGAGAAGCACAUACUUUGACCCGCGGCAGGCCUUCACGGUGGAGGAUGUGGUGGUGAAGCCCAAACGCUAUGAUGGAAACUCGUCUGCUCUGGAGAUCCUGCAGGGGCGUGACCUCUCCGACAAAGUGGUUGUCAUCACCGGAGGCAACGCUGGCAUCGGCUUUGAGACGGCCAGGUCCUUCGCUCUGCAUGGGGCCCAUGUGAUCUUGGCGUGUCGAAACCUGAUGCGGGGAAACAAGGCAGCCAGCCUCAUCCAGGACGAGUGGCACAAAGCCCGAGUGGAGGCCAUGAUGUGUGACCUGGCCUCACUUCGCAGUGUCCGAGAGUUUGCCCAGGCGUUCAAAGCCAAGAAAUUGCCCCUGCACAUCCUGGUGUGUAACGCGGGUGUGUGCUUCCAGCCUUGGAGCCUGACAGAGGAUGGUCUGGAGAGAACCUUCCAGGUCUGCCAUCUGGGCCACUUCCUUCUGGUGCAGUGCCUGGAGGAAGUGCUGCGGCACUCGGCUCCUGCACGCGUGGUUGUUGUGUCCUCGGAAUCACACAGGUUCACCUGUUUGAAUGACUCCUGCAGUAAACUUGACCUGGCCAUGCUCUCACCACCACAGAAGGACUACUGGUCCGUACUGGCCUACAACCGCGCCAAACUGUGCAACAUCCUGUUCAGUAAUGAGCUCCACCGGCGCCUGUCCCCCCAUGGAGUCACCUGUAACGCACUGCACCCUGGGAACAUCAUGUACACGGACCUCCACAGGAGCUGGUGGCUUAUGACCUUCUUCUUCACACUGGCCCGGCCCUUCACCAAGUCUAUGCAACAAGGAGCAGCCACCACCGUGUACCUCGCAGUGGCCCCGGAGCUGGAGGGCCUGGGAGGCAUGUACUUCAACAACUGCUUCCGGUGCCUGCCCUCCCUCGAGGCCCAGGACGAAGGGAGCGCGGUCAGCCUAUGGGAGCUGAGUGAGAGGCUGGUGUCUGAGCGGUGCAGGGGGGUACAGGCUCUGUGAGGGGGGCCAUAGGGCUAAACUAAAGACUGGGCAAAGUCUAUGUGUGGAUGGGUAACACGCUAUAAUACAAGGUGUCUACAAAGGAGGUGGUAGUUUACAAUGGAAGGGAUGGAUGGGUAGAAUAUUAGGACCAAAUAAGGGGAGGUAUUCACUUUUGUAACUUUCAGUCUUUUCGUUCCUAUUAAGUUGUAUUUAAAGCAACACUACUGAACUUUCAUGGACAUGUAAACUCAUUCACAUAUUUUAAACUAAGCUGGCUAACUAAUCUUAAGGGGGUUUCUAAACUUCACUCAGCAUUCGCCUAGCGUGUUUUAAUAAUUGUGUGUAACCUGAAGCCUGCGAAAUUAGAUUAUAUUUGGACGAUAAAUAUUUAAAAAAAAAAUGCAAAUUAUGCUUGGGGAGAAUACAUUUUCAAGAUGCUUUGAAACUUAGGCUUAUAACAUUGUUUUAAAAUACAGGACUAAUUUUAUGUAUUAAUACUACAGCUAAAAUGCCCUAUCGUUAGCAUUCCCUGACAAGCUAACAUCACAGUAGCAUAGCAUCCAGUUCUAUGUAAAGAAGCUACUGACCCUUUAAUGUUGGGGGAAUUUUAAAAUGAACUAAUUAAACUUAACAUCUCAGUUACAUAGUGUUGCUUUAAAUCAAUGAUUUGUCUAGCUAACAUAUGCAUCUGAUUUAGUGCACUGUAUAUGAUGUCUUCCCUUAGCUAUAGCGUACUUUGCUAAUUUCUUCAGUAUUGAAAAAUGCAUGGGCCAUAUUUUGCUAAAUUAUUCUCAGCACAUAAUAAAUAAAGAUUACUAAUGGUGGAUAUAUAAACACUAAAGGUAUGAUUUUAAGUCUAUGUACAGAAUUCUGCAAUAUGUUUAACAACUCUUUGCAAGGUCCCUAUGUCUCCUCUGUACAAUAUUUACAAAAUCACACAGGGGCGUGGACAUCAGGUUGUGUUUGCUAUGUUUCUAUGGAUUCAUUUACACUUGAGUUAGAGGUAAGAGUGUCCAUGUUGACAGAUGUGGAAGAAUCCGUGGUCAGUCCAUUGUUAGUGGUAUGAGUGUGGAGGUUGGGUCUCCCUGACGCUUGCAGUGGGAUUGUGCUUUGUGGCAGUCCGGGUGCCGCAGGUGGAGGUUCUGGUGAAAUCUGUGGAGACACAAAUGGAGAAUUUGUUUAAUAAAAUGAUUUUG